This is a messenger RNA of Oxyura jamaicensis (ruddy duck), 962 nucleotides long. RefSeq names its product interleukin 15 (gene IL15). Gene Ontology annotation, biological process: neutrophil activation; positive regulation of tyrosine phosphorylation of STAT protein; immune response. Gene Ontology annotation, cellular component: extracellular region. NCBI's taxonomy places the organism in Eukaryota, Metazoa, Chordata, Aves, Anseriformes, Anatidae. The coding region runs from base 265 to 813 and encodes 182 amino acids. The record is from RefSeq and is a predicted model, not a curated record. The transcript is spliced from 7 exons. Gene Ontology annotation, molecular function: cytokine activity; cytokine receptor binding.
AGAAGUGGGCGAGAGAAAUCCCUCUUUGUCGUGUGAGUAAUUUCCACAGUGGUUUAUGUACAAAACAUAGUCCCAAAUUAUUAUAUAACAACUGAAAGUAAAAGAGAAUGGAGGAGGGGGUGGAGCAUUUGGUGCUGUCACUAGUGCAAACUUUAUUGUAACUACUGUGCCAACUUGCUCCACAGCUUUUCCGAGGCUUGGUCCCACAAUGUACUUGCGUGAUUAAGAUUCUGUGCUAUUCUGAGUAAUGUCCCAGGAGGCAAGAUGCUGGGGAUGGCAUGGCCAACACAGAAAUCUGCUGGAAUGUGGAGCAGGCUGGAGAGUCAGAAAACACACCUGAAAAGUAUUUGUCUACAACACCAUAUGUAUCUUCUUCUGAACAGCCAUUUAUUUUUCCUUUUGAAGAAUAAGACUGGACUGACCAUCUUCUUCCUAUGUGCUUAUAUACCAAAGACAGAGGCAGAUCACUGCAAGUGGACAGAAGUUCUGAAAGAUUUGGAGCAGAUCAAGACAUCCGAAGACAUUGAUGUCAGUUUAUAUACUGCAAACACAGAUGAGGAUAAAGAAUGCCAAGAACCUAUAAUGAGAUGCUUUUUCUUAGAGAUGAAAGUGAUUCUUCAUGAAUGUUAUAUAAAAAAUUGUAGUAAAACACAGGAUGUAUUCAACAUAUUGAAAAAUGGAAAUGCAAGCUUUAAAAAUCAGUUGAGUUCCACAACAUCAAAAAAAUGUAAAGAAUGUGAAGAAUAUGAAGAAAAAAGUUUUACAGAAUUUAUACAGAAUUUCGUAAAGGUUAUACAGAAGGAAUGCAAAUAAUACACUGACCACAAGAGACAAGCUGGGAACCAAGACUGUUCAAGAAACAUGCCUCAAAGAAAUUAGAUUAUCACCAACAAUAAACUGAAAAGAACUUCACUUCUAGUGCUACUUACAUACAAUAAAAAAAAAAAAAGAAUAAAAUCUCU